Strongylus vulgaris is the source of this 425-nucleotide messenger RNA. The record is from the annotation of a GenBank genome assembly. NCBI's taxonomy places the organism in Eukaryota, Metazoa, Nematoda, Chromadorea, Rhabditida, Strongylidae.
GGAGAGAAGAUUCCGCAGAUCAUUAUCAUCAUUACAACUUAUUUAGCCUUGGGUUUCAGGGAACACUGAGAGUUUAUACUAGUAAUGUGAAAGCAUGCACUGACUACAAGACGAUCCGAGUCUCUACACAAUGUACCACACGUUCCGUAAUCGAUACGGUUCUCAGCAAAUUCAAGAUCUCGUGCAGAGACACGAACCUCUUUGAACUGUGGAUGGAGGUCACCACCAAGGCCAAUGGAAAAGCGGUACGGACAAUCCUGCGGUUAGACCAUUCCGCUAGACCAUUAGAAUUGCAGAGGUGUCAUCCAGCGAACAUGUCGCGGUUUAUGCUCCACAUGACAUCAGAAGGAACGUUGGUCAGGGUGCAUGAUCAUAACAUUUCUCCUCAGGUUGGGAUCUACAAUUUCAAUAUGGUCUUGCUCUAA